AUGCCAGGCGAGAGUUGUCACCGGAAAUGCAGUCGCAAGUCGAGAAAUUCCCCCACCUCAGACGGUACCAAGGAAGGUCUCGAGAACCUGAAAGGGGGCGCCUGUUUGUCCAAAGGGAUGAAAGUGAUGCUCAAAGUUGGACAGCAUCGCAACACGGGCUCCAAAUCCCAGAAUUCCCUGCCCGCCACACCUGCGGAGAAGGACCGAGGGACGCCAGGUGCAGCCGAACCCAACAAGGAGAUGGUUCCAGGACCCUCUUCUGGAAACACGACCGGGAAAGUGGGAGGUGAGAACGGCCCGUUGCCGCAGUCCAACGUACCCAUCAUUGCCGGUGCGGCUGGAGGAGCGGCGUUUGUGUUGCUGGUGGCAGCUGCCGUGACGGGGGCCCUGUGUUACCGCCACCACCGGGCCAAACACAGCGAGUCGCACCACCCGCCGUUGUCCCUCAGCACCCUGACCAGCCCCAAGCGAGUCGGGGGCGGCGGGGGUGCCAACAACAACGGCUCCGAGCCGAGCGAUAUCAUCAUCCCGCUCAGGACUUCAGACAGUGCGUUCUGCCCGCAUUACGAGAAGGUGAGCGGCGAUUACGGUCACCCGGUCUACAUCGUGCAGGAGAUGCCACCGCAGAGCCCGGCGAACAUCUACUACAAAGUAUGAGGCGAAGGGCGGCUCAUCUGAGCCCCCGUGGGCUGCCUUUGGAGCCCCGCGAUGGGCAGGCAAGGACUCGGAGCAGACGGGACACAAUGGGACCUUAUCCUCCCCGCCCGUUCUCGUUCACUUCGGAUGCUGCGCACAGAAGGGUUUGACACACAGGUGCCUCGUACACCUCCCGUUAUUUUGGGGGGUGGGAACCCUGGAACUGAUACGGCCGCUGCCACAAGGGAGGCAGGGACUCCUCUCUCCGCGGAUCCAGAACAAGGGAUGCAACUCCUGUCGGGUCACGUCCGAGCGAAUUUGACCGCGAAGGCCCUUCCCUGUCGAUUCCACGGCAAGGUCCAGCCUAAAGUGUCAAGUCCGGCUCCCACCUGCGGUGCGUGCCCCAGCUGCCAAAACAGUUUGGGGAGUGGAAAACAUGGCGCCUCCCCGUUUCUUUUCGCAAUAAUUCAAUCUGAUUGCCUUGUCCGUCUCUCUUGCUCUCUCUUCUCCUUUUGACAGCUUAUUCAUGGGCUCGCGCGCUGAUAAGGGUAGACGUACGGGGAGGGGGGGUGUUUAAAAGCAAUCCCCCCCAGCGCUCUAAAAGGUUGCAUUUGUUGUUAGUGCCACAAAUCAAAACCAGGAACGUUGCAGGUCUGCCUUAUUCCCAUUGCCAUAGUGUGACACCGUACUCCCCUCGAGCAGCAUUUCAAAUGUGUUGUUUUCGUUUGGUUUCGUUUUUCGUUUUUCGUUUUUAACUUCGAAAGUUCGCACCCUUUUGGUAUAUAGCAAUGUUGCCUCUGGAAGAUCUCUCCUUAUUUUUCCUCCCAAGGGGUUCCUUCGGGCUUGUAAGUCCCGCAGACCCUAGUUGCAACGCUCAUCCCGAACUGCCAAUUCCCCGUCGAUACAGACCAAUGCGUACAUCCUCACGAUGCCCAUGUGAAUCAGGGGAAUUCGGAUCGGGGAAGCCCAUUUGCUGCGCAACUCACUGAGCAACUCGCUGUUGCUGGGGAAAGAGAGCCCUGAGUUUGUUGAUCCAUCGGCAACCAUUUUGAAGUCUUUGAUGGUUUCGUUGCUCGAAGGAGAUGGCAAACAAAAUGGCCGACUUUCCCACCCAUCCGCAUCGGAAAUAGGAUGGGACGGGGAAGAGGAAUUCCUCCAAAUUUUUAAUGUCUCUCUUUCUCUCUCGCUCUUGCUCUCUUCUCGUGGCCCUUCCUUUCACCCCCGCCCUCACCCCUCGCCAUUCGGGAUGGGAUCUUAUCCCCAACUUUUGAUGGAGUUUUGAUGAAGUGGCAACCUAUUGUGUGUGGUGUUUAGUGGCACGCCGAAAGAAGGCGGGACUUCAUGUGUUAGACUGGGAAACGUGCGUGGGUCAACUUUCCUGCUUUUUUCAGGGGAAACUGUGGUUUUUUUCAGCUUUAAUAGAUUUGAAAAGAAAAAAAUUCUUUUGUUUACUUUUUUUUUUUAAUCGGAAAAAGUUUUCUUAGCUUUCUUGGUGAAAUUUUACUGUUGGACAUUGUUGAUUAUAGACAUUCUUGUGCAACUCG
Molecule: messenger RNA, 2180 nt
Organism: Thamnophis sirtalis
Lineage: Eukaryota; Metazoa; Chordata; Lepidosauria; Squamata; Natricidae
Source: RefSeq, a predicted model, not a curated record